UCGGGCUUGGUCCCACCUCUAGCCUCAACUAUUUGUUCCAGCUCUAGCACUUUUUGCAAAAAAAAAACGCACGUUCCGUGUGAAAUCAAUACGAAAUCAACAAGAGCGAUCGAUUUUGAGCAAUCGUCCGAGUUGAAAAGCAGCGCGCAUUAUUGUUCAUAGCGCCAAUCAAUCCAGCUGCCCGAGUCACCGGCCAUUUUUUGUGUGGAGGAAAAUUUUGCAGAUAGAAAAAAUUGCGCGUCUGUCUGUCUGCAUCUGCGUCUUUGUGUGCGUGCGUGUGCUCGUGUGUAUGUGUGUGCGUGUGUAUAGCGAGGCCUACUUUGUCAAUUAACAAGGGAAAAAAAAGAGACGCCAGUGGUCCUGCUCUGCUCCUUCGCCUCUUUGCCCUCCAAAAAGACAGCCAACAUGUCCAGCCUGCGACCCGAGGAGGCCCGAAAACUGGCCACCGCCGCCUCCGUUUCUCCGCUGAGCAAUUGCCAAUUUAGCGGCGUGGUAAUCAGCUCGAUUGCCGACGAGCAGAAGCUGGAGUUUACCAACAAAUACAAGGGCAGCUGCACGCUGCUCUGCAGCUACGAUUCCCAGGGAGUGGUGCUCCGUGUUGUGUCAGAUGAUGACCAGAGCCACGUGCUCAAGGAGUACAUGAUAGCCGCCGAUACGGAUGCCGCCCAAAUGGGACGACGUAGCUAUGCCGUUUCCCUGGACGCCGACAAUCUCGUGCUGAGGUUCGCCAGCGAUCAGGACCAGCAGCUCUUCCGCAAGGUGGUGGAGAACGUGAAGCACUUGAGACCCAAGUCCGUGUUCUCGCAACGCACUGAGGAGUCGUCCGCCUCGCAGUACUUCCAGUUCUACGGCUACCUCAGCCAGCAGCAGAACAUGAUGCAGGAUUAUGUAAGGACGAGCACGUACCAGCGAGCCAUUUUGGGCAAUGCGGUGGAUUUCCAGGACAAGAUCGUCCUGGAUGUGGGUGCCGGCUCGGGCAUUCUAUCCUUCUUUGCCGUGCAGGCGGGAGCUGCCAAGGUGUACGCCAUUGAGGCUUCCAACAUGGCCCAGUAUGCCCAGCAGCUGGUUGAGUCCAACAAUGUGCAGCACAAGAUCUCUGUGAUACCGGGAAAGAUCGAGGAGAUCGAAUUGCCCGAGAAAGUGGACGUCAUCAUAUCAGAGCCUAUGGGCUAUAUGCUGUACAACGAGCGCAUGUUGGAGACGUAUCUGCACGCCAGAAAGUGGCUGAAGCCGCAAGGAAAGAUGUACCCCACGCACGGCGACUUGCACAUCGCGCCCUUUUCGGACGAAUCGCUCUACUCGGAACAAUACAACAAGGCCAACUUCUGGUACCAGUCGGCGUUCCACGGUGUUGACCUCACCACGCUGCACAAAGAGGGCAUGAAGGAGUACUUCCGACAGCCCAUCGUGGACACCUUCGACAUCCGCAUAUGCAUGGCCAAGUCGGUGCGGCACGUGUGCGACUUUCUCAACGAUAAGGAGGACGAUCUGCAUUUGAUAAGCAUCCCCCUGGAGUUCCAAAUUCUGCAAACUGGCAUCUGCCAUGGGCUGGCCUUUUGGUUUGAUGUGGAGUUUAGUGGCAGCAGCCAGAAUGUGUGGCUCUCCACGUCGCCCACGGCGCCGCUGACACAUUGGUAUCAGGUGCGCUGCCUACUGCCCAUGCCCAUCUUUAUCAAGCAGGGCCAGACGCUGACAGGCCGCGUGUUGCUGGAGGCCAAUCGGCGGCAGUCGUACGAUGUGACCAUCGAUCUACACAUCGAAGGGACGCUUAUUUCGUCGAGCAACACCCUGGACCUGAAGAACCCGUAUUUUCGGUACACGGGGGCGCCGGUCCAGGCACCGCCGGGGACUAGUACCCAGAGUCCAUCUGAGCAGUACUGGACACAAGUGGACACGCAAGGAUCACGCAAUUCUUCAAGCAUGCUAAAUGGUGGGCUCAGCGUGAAUGGAAUAGGCGAUGGCAUGGACAUCACCCAUGGACUUAUGCAUCCGCACUAGGGCGGCAGUGGAUCGAAUAAUAAUACAUCUUUCUGGGAAUUCCCUUUGCUCUUAGUCCGCUCACUUUCUACGAUCGAUUCUAUAUUUGCCAAUUCUUGUUUUGUUACAGUUUAUGAUUAGGUUAUUUAUUGAACAGUGUAAAUUAUUUUAAACUAUUUUCGAAACUUAGUUGUGUUAUGUUCUGUAUACCUUUUCUACAACCUGUGUCCCUAUCCUGAUUUACUUUUCCCCUCUUUUACACUUUUAAUCGAUCGGACGAAUCGAAGGAAAUCCAACAUCCCAGCAAGUAAACAACAUACAAACAAUCAACAAAUCAAGGCAGACUAAUGUAGUUGUUUAGAACACGCAGCAUAUUAAUAAGCCUAAGCUAAUUUUAGCCCAUAGUAAUUAGAGUUUUUAACGUAUGUGAAUUGUAAUACCGAUAUUUAACCCGCACGGGACUGCGCUUCAGGAAGUUUAUUAGUUAAUAUGCCGAUUGCCAAUUGCAGAUUUUGCCGAAAGCUUUGAACAAACCAACAAAUUCAGAUUGUACUGUAUCUAUUAUGUGUGUUAUUAUACUAUAUAUUGUGUGUACCUCCAGCUAGUUUCAAUUUUUGUACUUGUCGGCCGUGUUUAUGUUUAGUUCGUUUGAAAUUGUAAGAAAUUGCUCAUAGGAUUUAGUGCUAAGCUACGAUACCAUUACUAAAGGCCGACUUGCGCCGAGAGAUUAUACAUAUACCCCCAUACGAUUAUGAUUAAUUCAGUUUUGGAGGCACCACUCGUUCGAUCCUAAGUUACGCACCCAAGCCCAGAUCCUGUCAUAGAUCCUACUAUAUCGCUGCCAGCAAACCGAGCGCUAUAUAAGCAUAUACACCUAGAUAUACGCGUUGGGUAUGCCAACCUUAACACACUCCCCGAGAUUCUCGCAUUCGCAUCCUGUGUGCGAACUGUACUGUACUUUAUAGAGCAGCAAGUAAAAACACAAAAACACUCCAGCAACACAACACACAAUACACUGCAAACAUAAAUAUAAAGCAAAACAUAUACAAUUAUAUAUAUAUAUACGAAUAGAUAUACCGCAUGUAUGCAGAUGAGAGAACAAUGUCAAAGCAAAAGCAGCAAAAAACAAA
Molecule: messenger RNA, 3107 nt
Organism: Drosophila yakuba
Lineage: Eukaryota; Metazoa; Arthropoda; Insecta; Diptera; Drosophilidae
Gene: Art4
Product: histone-arginine methyltransferase CARMER
Exons: 4
Coding region: 406-1998 (530 amino acids)
Biological process (GO): peptidyl-arginine methylation
Molecular function (GO): protein-arginine N-methyltransferase activity
Source: RefSeq, a predicted model, not a curated record